AACUGAAGGAGGAAUAGAAAAGUUUGUUUCAAAAUGGUUUCUUUUCGAUUACUCACAGUAGUAUUUAUUGCAACACUUUAUUUUGAUAUCUAUGAAGCAACCCAAAUUAAUUGUCCAGCCAGAGUGUGCAUGGAAAGUAAAAUUGAUAUUCAGAGAGAACUGAGCGAAAGAAUAAAUGUUACAUAUGGACCAGAUGGAGAUGUAGAGGGAGUUCGCUUCAAACCCGGGCUCUUCAGUUUUGAAUGCAGGUACAUCGACAUGUACAAGGCUUGUGUACCCACGGGGAUGAAUCCAUGUAUUCCCAUAGAGUACCGACAGAAAGCGAAGGAACUUCUUGAAUCUUAUUACAGCAUCACGUGUACUAAAGCUGAUAGGCUGGACAAGUUGAUCGACUGCAUGAACAAUGACGAUGUUCAGAAAAUGUUCUUAGGCGACCUGAAGUCGAAAGCUGUUUCCCUCCUGAAUAAAUUGAAAGGAAAUGACUCUAACGUAUGCAGUGAAAUGAAGUCAGUUGUUCGUGCCACUGUGACGAAGCUCUCGGGUUAUUGCGACCAUGAUGGUCUGCGAGCCCUUUUGCAGUACAUGAACGAGUUGGCAGACAAACUACAAGAUUAUUUGGAAUUUUUACCGGUGGUAAUUGAUUCGGAAAACCUAUAUAUUUGCAAAGACGAGUUUCAGGAAGUGACGUCAGCAGCCCAGAGUUCCCUCACCAGACGAGCUUCCGUCAUGGAGACCCCCCGGAUCGUGCGAUCUCUGCUUGGUCUGUAGUUCCGGUCCGAUCUUUGCUUGGCCUGUAGUUCCGACUCAUGUUUUCUGAUUUAUCAAUCAAGCAUUGAAUAAAAUAUUGCAAAACUAAA
Molecule: messenger RNA, 857 nt
Organism: Saccostrea cuccullata (small rock oyster)
Lineage: Eukaryota; Metazoa; Mollusca; Bivalvia; Ostreida; Ostreidae
Exons: 5
Coding region: 34-768 (244 amino acids)
Source: RefSeq, a predicted model, not a curated record